Molecule: messenger RNA, 1260 nt
Organism: Perkinsus marinus ATCC 50983
Lineage: Eukaryota; Perkinsozoa; Perkinsida; Perkinsidae
Product: apoptosis-inducing factor, putative
Exons: 14
Coding region: 1-1260 (419 amino acids)
Cellular component (GO): cytoplasm
Molecular function (GO): electron-transferring-flavoprotein dehydrogenase activity; flavin adenine dinucleotide binding
Source: RefSeq, a predicted model, not a curated record
AUGGGGAGCAUGUUCAGCAUGGUCCCUCGUAACUUCCAGUCGAACAAGAAGCUGGUCGUUGUUGGUGGAGGUUACGCUGGACAGGGCGCUACUAUCUUGGCACAAGACCUUUUCACAGGAGUUACCCAAAUCGAGGCGCGCUAUGCUGGUUUGGUGCAUAAGAUUGGUGGGGUCCGUGCCUGUGUCCGGCCAGAGUGGGGUAAGCACAUGGUUAUCCCGCAGAACACUCUGUUCAAGUCAAACGUACACCAGAUCUUCAAACCGGCAGUCGGACUCGACGUGAUGAAUAGUUCGGUACUGGUGGAAGGAGGCCAAACGGUUCCCUAUGAUUAUCUGAUCAUUGCUACUGGGGCUGUCAACACUAGUCCUGCUGAUCCUCCUGUCACAUACACCAUGACGAAGCAGAUUCUCGACUUCUACGAGGAGAGCGCUAAAGCUAUUGAGGAAGCUCAAGACAUCAUGUUCAUUGGUGGUGGCCCUGUGGCUAUUGAGAUAGCUGGGGAAAUCAAACAGAAGUAUCCUAGCAAGAGGCUGAGUAUCAUCACCAAAGGGAAUCGAAUCCUCCAGCCUGGAGCACUCAAAGGCCAUGAAGGGUUUUUGCCUUCGGAAUUUAUUUCCCAAGUCGAGUCAGAGUUGAAGGAGCUUGGUGUAGGCGCUAUCUAUAUACGGUCUGGAGUGAGCACGAAAGAUAUUAAUAGGGAGCAGUUCAAGGACAAACCUUUCAUCAAGAACCCCGGAGUUGUCCACUUCUCUGAUGGCAGCUCUGCAAAACCCGAGCUGAUAUUCUGGUGUACAGGGUCCGAGCCUAACACCAGUUGGCUACGUGGUAAGGCUGGUCUACCUGAGGAUACUUUUGACCAACGUGGGCGAGUUAUAGUCGAUGAUUUCCUCCAUGUUACUGGACACCAAAACAUUUUCGCCAUUGGAGACUGCAACACAGUCAAUGAAGAGAAGAUGAUGGCCACUGCUGGUACAUACGUGGGGAAGCCACCCAACUGGCCGAAGGGUCAAGCUGAUUCGGCUCUAGAGAACAUAGUUCAACAAGAGCUGGGUGCAUCGCCGAGAAUGUAUCGACGUCCAGAUAUCAUUCAUAUGGCGAUAACGCUUGGUCAUAUGCGUGGAGUGACUACUGGGCUUCCUGCUCCAGCCGCUCAGCUGAAGAGUGAGCAGUUCUUCGUUGACCAGCAAUGGCAUUUGGCCAGGAAAGCCGAGCCUCAUCUUUACAGGCUAGAUCCUGCUGAAGAAACUGGCCAUCACUGA